Molecule: messenger RNA, 387 nt
Organism: Sparassis crispa
Lineage: Eukaryota; Fungi; Basidiomycota; Agaricomycetes; Polyporales; Sparassidaceae
Exons: 1
Coding region: 1-387 (128 amino acids)
Source: RefSeq, a predicted model, not a curated record
AUGGACGUGGUGAGCACAUCCCGUCCGCCUUCAUCGGACACGUGCAUGUCCUUACUGGAGGAGAUCGAGGACCUGAAGUGUGAACAACAAAAAUUAAUGCAGCUGAUCCUUAUCUUAGAGAAGGAGGUGAAGACCAUGGAGCUCCGAGUCGAACAGUCAGAACGACGUGCAGUUCAUGUUCGAGAGUUUGCAGAGGCUACAGCCGACCUGGCUGCGCUGGUCCGCGCCGAGCGAGGAUCAUUGAGCACCCCUCCUCCUCCCCCUUACGGUGCAUACGUGGAUCAAAAUCCUAUUGAUGACACCUGUAUUCACUAUUCCCAGGUGCCUGAGCUGCUUGCGGGGGGCGUUGGUUUCGCUGUUCAUGUCAUGUACCUCGCUCAAUAUUAA